Anopheles bellator is the source of this 2058-nucleotide messenger RNA. RefSeq lists its product as uncharacterized. Bases 1 to 2058 code for a protein of 685 amino acids. The record is from RefSeq and is a predicted model, not a curated record. The transcript has 3 exons. NCBI's taxonomy places the organism in Eukaryota, Metazoa, Arthropoda, Insecta, Diptera, Culicidae.
AUGGAAAGCAUCUUCAACGCAAUGCCGACGGGCGAUGCUGGCCAGUCGUUGAAAAAAGCACCAAUCCGAUCGAUGGCGUCAUUAGCGGGCGCGCUGCUGCUCCUUUCGGCCACGGCCAGCGCCGUCGUGAAUAAUGCAAACCAAUCCAACGGGAACCACGAGGCCCAGCGACGAGAGGCACCGUUGGCGGACUCGUACGGACCACCGCCGGCGACGGGGCCAGAGCUGCCGGUGCCGGUCUACGGAACGCCAGCCGUGGCCCACUACCCUCCGCCACCGCCCGACGUACCUCCAGCGCCCGUUCCACACAAAGAGUACGGAGUUCCGGUGCAGAACUAUGGACCACCGAACAUCAACAUCGAGUAUGGGCCUCCCCCACCGGCCCCCAAGCCGGUCUUCUACCCGCACCACAAACCGCACCAGUUCCACGGUCCUCCACCACCACAUCCGAAAAAGUCGUCCUCCUUCCUGGAGCAACUCUUCUCGACGUUCGGAUUUGGCGGCGGUGACGACAGCGCGCCCCAUCAUCAUCAUCACGCCCCGAAACCGGUGUACGGACCUCCGCCGCACCUCGCCCCGGCGUACGGUCCCCCGCCUCCGGCUCCGAAACCUGUCUACGGACCUCCGGUUCCGGCUCCACAGCCGCUCUACGGACCACCUCCGCCGCCAGCGCCGCUGUACGCUCCCCCGAAACCGGGCUACGGUCCGCCACCGGUUCAGUCGGGCUUCUCGCUCCAAUCGGCCCAAUCCUUCGGCCACCACCACCACCACUCGGCAGUCCAUGCUCCACCGACUCCUCCGGAGAUCAAGUGUGACGGAUGGAAGCCCAUCGCCGGCCCAGUGGUCCAGCCCGAAGUGCAUGCCCCCGAGUCCUCGUACGGCCCGCCGCCGAGUGGUGACUUUUUGGCCAAUCAUCAGCACGCACCCGUCGAUUCCGGCGACAUCGGUCUGCAGUUGCCGAAGCUCGAACAUGGUGCCGCUUUUAACGCACACUCCGAGCCCCCGCUGGGCCUCGAGCUGCCCAAACUGGCGAACAAUGAGAUUCACUCGAACUUCGUGUCGGACUCGUACGGAGCGCCCCCGAGCGAUAAUUUCGGCCCAGCCAAGUACAAGCCGCCGCCGUUCCCCAAGUCCCCACUAGGUCCUCCGCCACCGCAGAAGCUACACUUUGGUCCUGCACCCGGACCGCACUAUGGGCCGCCGGUGCGUCACGCGGGUCUUGCCAUUUCGCACGGAAGCAUCAGCGGGAACCUGAAGCCCUGGCCAGUGUCCGGUUCACCCCCACGUCACCCGAUUGCCUAUCGGCCGCCGGUGCCGCAAGGACUGAUUGAAUCCAUUGGCCACGCCGUCGAGCACGAGGAAAACUUCGGAACCAAACCGGCCUACUCCGGGAACGUCUAUCUGCCGCCACCGACGCGGGAUGUCGCGCAUGCCGAAAGCCUGGAACUCAAUGCGCUGCCCUCGGAACAGCCAGCGAAACCGUUCCUCACGCAGCAUCACCUGUCGAUUCAGGAGCCGCGCUAUCAAGCACACGACAUAGUAUCGGUGGCCAACGACUGCGGACACGGCCCCACAUCCGUCGACGUGCAGCCAUCACUCCAAACGAACCAGCUCUCGAUCGUCGGACCCUCGGCCAGCUAUUCGGCCGACUACAGCAACUCGAUAGAGGGUGGCCACUAUGACACUUCCGCCUCGGAGGGACACCUGCAGGCUUCCCAGCUGCCCGGGCUUGACGGUGGCCUCGGCGGCCUGGAGCUGAUCUCGGCCCAAAAGUCACAAAGUCUCACGAUUCCGGUGCAGGGCCAGCACGGCUCGUACCAGCUCCAGUUCCAAGGUUCCGGAUCGGCGCCGCACGAACAAAUUCUCUCCGAAGGACUCUUGCAGUCGAUUCUGAGUGCAAUCGAGCAACCCCAGCAUCAACGGGCCGCCGUGUCGCAUCAGCAGGAUGCGUACGAUCCCAACAUUGACCACAGCGAAGUGUCCGUGUUUCUCAAGAGUCCCGAGGGCCAGCAAACGCUGCGGGAUCACCCGAACGGACACGUCGGUCACGAGCGAUAG